CUUUGUUCACCAAGGAGAAGCGCAGCAAUUAAAUUAGGUUCUCUGUCAACCUUAUGAAGAGCCCCGGACUUGUGUGGGCAAAGUGGGUAACUUCCGCAGAAGACAGCCCCUAACUAUUCAGGCGUUCAGCCACAACAGCUUUGUCUACCUUAUUCUGCCAGUCUGCGGCUUUUGCACGGCUACAUGUCUAGAAAGACCUGCUUCCUCAGAUCGCCUUGUCGGAUGAUACCUCGGAUUCCUCUUGCCAUGACCCCGGCCGAGUUCUAUGUCGGGUGAUCCGGAUCUAGUAGGGCAUCCGCCCCUGCAGCGUCUUUACACGAACAAGCUACAGCACGCUGCGACGGUGCGCUGAUCGUCGCCCACGUCGCUCGUAUUUCAGGCUGUGUGCUAGGUAAUUACAGCUGCCUUAUUGGGCAGGAGACUAUUCCCCACGAUGCAUUGGGGAUAAGCUAGGGAGGCCUAGUCUCGGGAAAUGAACUAGUCCAGCACUUAACUUCAAGCAUAUCUGGGCAUGGUCCACAACGGUAGGAACCGAUGGGAUGAUGGGACCUCGCUAUCGGCAUUGAAAAGAACCAGAAUAACUUGGUCGGAGAGAGGAAUACGAGAUCUUGUCCCCCCAAGCGCCCAAAUGUCUCCGUCCCAUCGCUGCAGGGUCCAAGGGUCGCCCCGUCCAACGUUGCAUUGCCGAAAUGGAAGAGCCUUUCUGGAAACCCAUAAAGCGAAUGAGGGCUGGCACGAUGUCAGAUGAACUGAAUGUUUGGUCGCGCAACUGCCUUUCGUCCCAGUCGUUCGCUAUCGGCCUGCACUCAUCAUGAAGCAGAGUGUUCUUUCCACGCUCGCUCUGGCGUCCAUCGCCGCGACGGAGUAUGUUUGGCCUUCUCAGUACGAUGAGAUCGAGGAUCACCUCUCUCUCCAGUCCGGAUACCUUCGCAGAGGCUUCAUUGAUGGUGUCAUUACGUGUGGCUUCGGCACAAGCAUCCCCGGCCGUCAGAACUCUGCUGAAUGGAUCCGCGCCGCUUUCCACGACAUGGCCACGCACGAUGUUGCCGCCGGUACUGGUGGUUUAGACGCGUCCAUCUUCUUCGAGUUGGAUCGCCCAGAGAACAUCGGAGGCGCCUUCAACAACACGUUUGGAUUCUUCAGCAGCUUCCACUCCAUUCGUGCCUCUGCUUCUGAUCUGUUGGCCAUGAGUGUUCUCGUCGCCAGCUUUGCGUGCGGCGGUAUUCAAAUCCCGUUCCGUGCCGGCCGUAUUGACGCCCAAGAGGCCGGCCCUGCCGGUGUCCCUGAGCCUCAAACCGAUCUCAACACCACCCAGCAGGCUUUCACCAAGGCAGGCUUCUCUCAGAGCGACAUGAUUGCCAUGGUGGCGUGCGGUCAUACUCUGGGAGGUGUGCACAGCAUGGACUUCCCUGAGAUCGUCGGUGUCGAGGCGGACCCCAAAAACGAUACCGUAGCCCACUUCGACACCGAAUUUGCCAAGUUCGACAACGUCGUCGUGACCGAAUAUUUGGAUGGCACAACCAAGAACCCUCUGGUUGUUGGCACAAACGACACCCUCAACUCAGACAAGCGUAUCUUUGCCGCAGAUGGAAACAAGACGAUGCAAGCCAUGGCCGACCCCGAUGCAUUCCAGGCUACCUGCGCCGACAUCUUCACUCGCAUGAUUGACACCGUCCCUGCCAACGUUAAGCUCAGCGAGCCCAUCGUAGCCACGGACAUCAAGCCCUACAUCAGCGGGCUCUUCCUCAAGGAUGACGGCAACCUGUCCUUCGGCGGCCGCAUUCGCAUCCGCACUACCGCGGUCACUGGCCGAGACCCCAAUGAUCUCUCGGUCCAGCUGACGUACGCUGACCGCAACGGCAACGGAUCGACUGUCAUCACUACCCGCAAGGCAACCUUCCAGGGCGGUAGUGCCUCUGGCUUAUGGAGAGAGAGCUUCUACUGGUGGGAGUUUGACACCACCAUCAGCCCUGACACGGGCAUCAGCAAGUUCUACAUCCAUGUUACGAAGCCGUCAACCAACGAGACUAUCACAUACGAUAAUGCUGGCAACGGAUACCCCAUGAGUGAUAUCCUCCUGUAUCAGCAGUCCAAAUCUUGCAUCGGAAAUGUGGCGGAUGGCAAGCUGCCGGUCACAGUCAAGGCUCUUGUUCGCAAGGACCGUGUACCCGCCACUGCUGAUGGCCUGACAAUGGAUUUGGUUCACGAGGUCCGUAGGCAGGGAGUGAUUGUUCCCAGGCUGGACGUUGAAAAGAUCAACUUCCAAGCUACUGGAGAGGACCAAGGCCAGUGGUCCGUCUAUACAGCCAGUGGAAGUGUCGAUGCUGAUGGGUGGAACACCAGUUUCGAUAUCAAGUUGGGUGGCGAGCAGUCCGUCGAAGUUGCGUUCCAGAAGACAGGAGCUUUGAGCUCUUGCAGCUAGACAUAAAUAG
Molecule: messenger RNA, 2432 nt
Organism: Colletotrichum scovillei
Lineage: Eukaryota; Fungi; Ascomycota; Sordariomycetes; Glomerellales; Glomerellaceae
Product: WSC domain-containing protein
Exons: 2
Coding region: 812-2422 (536 amino acids)
Biological process (GO): hydrogen peroxide catabolic process; cellular response to oxidative stress; response to reactive oxygen species
Molecular function (GO): peroxidase activity; heme binding
Source: RefSeq, a predicted model, not a curated record